This is a messenger RNA of Anopheles cruzii, 2657 nucleotides long. RefSeq names its product protein fem-1 homolog B (gene Fem-1). Bases 336 to 2420 code for a protein of 694 amino acids. NCBI's taxonomy places the organism in Eukaryota, Metazoa, Arthropoda, Insecta, Diptera, Culicidae. The transcript is spliced from 5 exons. Gene Ontology annotation, molecular function: protein binding. The record is from RefSeq and is a predicted model, not a curated record.
CGUGGCGUGGUAGUAGUAGAACUUGAUCAGUGCGCCGAGCAGGAUCAACGCGCAGAGUAGUGGAACACACUUUGUGAGCCGUGAUUUCAGUUGACCCCGAGAUCGAAGAAUUCCCCAUUCGCAGUCACAGGCUACAAUCAUUGGGCUGGCCAAUGGUCAUCGGUUUAUAUACUGAUCCACAAUAGUUAGGUGGUGUCGGAACGUGCACGCGCGGUGCGAAAGGUUACCUAUUGCGUGACGCAAGUGGCUUAGUAAAGCGUGUGAAAGUGUCGGCCGCAGCGAGUGCAGGAUCCGUGUGCCGUAAGCGGCGAACACGGUCCACGGAUCGUGGAGCGAUGGCGAAGAUGACCAAGGAUUCGGACGACCCGGAGCAGGAGAAGGAAACGCUCCGGAAGCGGGUCCUGCAGCGGGUGUACUACGCCGCGAAGGACGGUUUCUGCAAGCAACUGUUGGCCUCGUUACGUGAAAUCCCCAACGAUGAGGAUCGUCGGGCCAUCGUCGAUCAGGAGUUCUACGAAGAUGAGCACCAAAUCUACACGCCCCUGAUAGUGGCCACCCUGAACGGACACCAGCGUGUGGUGCACAUUCUGCUGACCCUCGCCCAGCCGAAUCUCGAGAAGGAGGGCUGCGUGAAGCUGCACGGCGAGCUGACCGAUGGCGUGCCGGCCCUCUGGGUGGCAGCGGCCCUGGGUCGACUGAACAUCGUCAAGCUGCUGGUCCAACACGGGGCCGAGGUGGACCACCCGACGAAGAAAGGCUCGACACCGCUCCGGGCCGCCUGUUUCGAUGGGCGGCUCGAUCUGAUCCAGUAUCUGAUCGAUCACAAGGCGAACGUAAGCGCCGUGAACGUGUACAACAACACGUGCCUCAUGAUCGCCGCGUACAAGAACUUCCCGGACGUGCUGGAGUACCUGCUCGAGCACGGUGCGCACGUCAACGAGCAGGCACACUGCGGUGCCUCGGCCCUGUACUACGCGGCCGAAUGUGGCCACGUGGAGAUCUGCGAAACGUUGCUCGAUCACGGGGCGGUGCUGAUGCGCAACACGUACGGCCUGACGCCGGCGCUGGCGGCGGCCGAACGGACACGCGAGCCCGUCGUGCAGCUUUUCCUGGCCCGCUCCGGGCUACUGUCGAAGGAGGAGCGCAUCGAGGUGCUGGAACUGCUCGGUGCUUCGUACGCCAACGACAAGGACAACUACAGCCUGGUGAAGGCGUUCCACUAUCUCCUGUCCGGGAUGGAACUAAGGUUUGAAGAUUCGGAGCACAUUGUACGCAAACCGCACCUACCGACGGUGGCCGCCUACGAGCACUGGGUCGAGUGUCAAACGCUGCAGGAUCUGCAGGCGAUCCGCUACAACCACAACUCGCUGCACAUGGAGUCGCUCACGAUCCGCGAGCGCAUCCUCGGACGCCAGUGCCCGGAGGUGGCCCAUUCGAUCAUCUUCCGCGGCGCGAUCUGUGCCGACAACGGGCGUUUCGAUCGGUGCGAGAGCCUCUGGCUGCACGCCCUCGGACUGCGGCAGCUGAACGGCCUGUCGGUGCAGCGUGAUCUGCUGCGCUUCGUGCAGCUCUUUUCCCAGGAGUUCUCCAUCAACGAGGCGGUCCGGUUCGACAGUGUCAUUGCCGUGCUGCAGGCGUGCGUCACCGAGCUGAGCUUCAACCAGCAGAAAAUGAUCGACCCUGGCCCGCGCGACGAUCUCGACGCGAUCGCCGAGGACUACGAGAUGAACAUCGUGACGGUGCUGUACCUAAUCACGAUCAUCACCAAGCUGCUGCGGCUGGAGCGGGUGGCGCGCACCGAGGAGCAAACGCACCAGAUCUACCGACAGAUCUACCAGCUAAACCAGAUGAUGGUCCGGCUGCGGGACGACCAAACGCUGCUGCAUCUUGCCGUGAACGGCGUCACGCCGGUGGACGAUUUUCACACCGACGACGUUUGCCGAUUUCCUUGCGUGGAUACGGUGAAGAUGUUGCUCAAGUGUGGCGCUUCGGUCGAUGUGGUCGAUUCCGAUCGCAACACACCCCUCCAUACGCUAGCCUCAACGCUUCAAAUGGCCGUGCUGCGUAUGGCGGACGUAAACGUCAGAUCGGUGGUGAAGGAAAUUACGGAAAUAUUCAUCGAAGCAGGCAUACACCUCGACGCGGUGAACGCUGAUGGUUUGAAGGCGUCACAAGUUUGUGUUCAAAGUACGGGGGGCGACCGCGGGCGCGCGCAGGCUCGGGUGGCAGCUCGGGAGAUUAACUCGUGUUUUUCUCUGGCAGGUACGGUGGCUGCAUUCAUCAAAAACUACGAAUCUCGUGCCAUUAACCUGCGCUGCCUGGCGGCCCGGACCAUCGCCCAGCAUCGCAUCAUCUUUCGGACCCUCAUACCGAGGCAGCUGGAAGCGUUCGUGGACCAGCACUGCACACCGAAGAGCUAGAAACGAGCCGGCUCGCGGAAUGUGAUACUUGCCACUAGCUAUCAUCGCCACUCGUUGGUCUGUCAUUUUGCGCUGUGCCUCAACACUAUUUUAUAGCCUCCGUCUCGUAUCUUCUCGAGAGGAACACGCCAAACAACACCACAAAGAAAACUCGAGGAUAUAAAAUAAACAUAAUUUUUGCGGAAAUCGUCGGAACAAUACGAUGAAAAUGCCAAAUAAAUAUGAACGCCUGCUGGG